This is a messenger RNA of Limulus polyphemus (Atlantic horseshoe crab), 6218 nucleotides long. It is a transcript of the gene Pex5, whose product is annotated as peroxisomal targeting signal 1 receptor-like. The transcript has 16 exons. Gene Ontology annotation, cellular component: cytosol; peroxisomal membrane. Lineage: Eukaryota; Metazoa; Arthropoda; Merostomata; Xiphosura; Limulidae. Gene Ontology annotation, molecular function: protein binding. The coding region runs from base 170 to 1957 and encodes 595 amino acids. The record is from RefSeq and is a predicted model, not a curated record. Gene Ontology annotation, biological process: protein import into peroxisome matrix, docking.
UGUAGUCUGUGCAUUCUCAUAUAUCAGAGGUCGCUGUAGUCGUCAAUGUACUGUUGGUAUUGACGUGAAUUUGCUAAAAACGGAUAAACGUCAGACUUUGCAUGGGUUGCUGGUAAAAAAAUUUCUGUAAAUUUCUGAAGAGUAACAAAAGGAUCAUCACUCAAUCAAAAUGGCAAUGAAAGAGUUAGUGGAACAAGAAUGUGGAGGGUCUAACCCUCUCAUGAAGUUGACUUCACACUUUACUCAAGACAGAGCCUUACAACAGGAAGGUAUCCAAAACAACAUUUUUGGGCAACAGCAUGCACCAUUUUUGGAAAAACCACUUUCUGGUAUCACCAAGGAAGAGAUGGUUGAGGAAUUCAUGUCAGAGACACAGCGCCACCUUCAUCAUAAUGUCGCUCCUCAAACUUUUAAUAUGGAUAGCUUACUGCAAGAAAUGAGGGAGAUUGAGCGGACUUGUCAGCCACCUCUUCCAGGGCCAGGAGUAGCUGAUUUGGCAACCAGCAGAAAUUGGGCUGAAGAGUAUCUUGCUAGCGAAGACAUUGUCCAGGACUCUCCAUUGGCUGACUGGAGCAAGGAAUUUUUUCCAGAACAACAGAUGUUAAACCCUGAUAUUAUCACUGACACUAGAUGGACUGAAGAGUAUAUAGCUUCGUCAGAAGCUAAAAAUUUAGAAAACAACCUUGACCUUGUUGCAAACCAAUGGACUGAUGAAUAUCAAACCCAGGAAGAUACAGAAUUAGCACAAGUGGCCAAUGAACUGCUUGGAACCAUUGAUGAUCCCAAGUUUUCUGAAUCUGAGUUUCUAAAGUUCAUUAGGAAGAUUGGAGAUGGAGAACUUUCUGUAGAAGGGAGCAGUGUUGUUGAAAAAACAGAUGAAGAAAGACAGGCUGAAAUAUGGACCCGAGAAUUCUCGGAAGAGGAUCUGUCUUCUCAACAACAAAAUGGAGAUCAUGCUACUUCAGAUGAGUGGGGUCAAGAGUUUGAGGAGUCUGAAAGGAAACAAGACGAGAAAGAAUAUGAAGAUUUUUGGGAGAAACUUCAGAGUGACCUGGAAGAAAUGUCAAGGGGAGAAAGCAAGGAUCCAUGGAUUUCAGAAUUUGUGGAAAGUGCAUAUGAACAAUCGUACAAGUUUGCGGAGGACAAUGAAUGGCUAGAACAUCCAGAUCCUUUCGAGGAAGGAUUAAAAAAACUGAAGGAAGGAGACUUACCAAGUGCGGUGUUGCUUUUUGAAGCAGCUGUUCAGAAAGAUCCGAAAAAUGGACUGGGACAGAAAUCUGUUUUAGACAUGAAGGUGUUUAAAAGGUCACUUCGACUGUUUAGGCUACUGCGUUCAAGAAACGAUAUACAAAGUGCAAUUACUUGUACAAAAGUUCUUUACUAUCAUUUUUGGAUGAUGGCUUUUAUACCUCUAGUCAUGACAAGAGAACAGUUUGAUGAAGUAAGAGACCUUUACAUCGCAGCAGCAAGGAUUUCUCCCACUGAUCAUGACCCUGAUGUGCAGUGUGGACUUGGUGUUCUGUUCAACCUUUCGGGUGAAUAUGACAAAGCUGCGGAUUGUUUUCAGGCUGCACUUCAGGUCAGACCGGAUGACAGUUUGACCUGGAACAGGUUAGGAGCCACACUUGCUAAUGGAGGUCGAUCUGAAGAAGCAGUAAACUCGUAUCGCAGAGCUUUAGAAAUAUCUCCAGGAUUCAUUAGAUCUCGUUUUAACUUGGGAAUCAGUUGUAUUAAUCUAGGUGCUUAUAGAGAAGCUGCAGGACAUUUCCUUGAAUCUCUUAACCUCCAAGAUGCUGGCAGAGGACCACAAGGUAAGCAGCCACGGACCACCAUGUCCAACAACAUUUGGUCCACGUUAAGAAUGGUGAUGAAUAUCCUGAACAGACCCGACCUCUGCGAAGCCGUAGAUCAGAGAGAUCUGGUCACGUUAAACAGGGAAUUCGGUGAAACCAGGUGACUAUCUCGUCCAGACAUUCACUGUGAAUGUCUCGCCAAUUGGCGUAAUAGCAGAGAGUUGGUUGGUGGAGGGUCAACUUAGGCAGAUUUGAAAAUAAAGCUUCUAGCCUCAGUCGCUGGGUUGCCAGACUUGCACUUCUUCAAGAACUCUCAACUGGUGGAGUACUUUUACAUACAGUUUAAAAGGGGGACAAGCAACUGCCAACUAAUAUAAAAUUAUAUGUAUAAUUAUGUAACAUGCUGUAUAUUGAAGAGCUUUUAGUGUGAUUAAAUAAUAUAGAACUGUUCUAAGUGAACGCUUAUAUCUAGUUAUCAAUUUAGAUGCACACAUUUGCUCUGUCUAGGAAAUUAAAAACUAUAUUAAUCUUUAAGUUACACAUGCUUUUUUUAGUCUUAGGUUGUAAAAUUAAAUAAUGGGUCUUUUUCUGUAUGUGUUUGUUUUGUACAAUUAACACAGACAAAAGUUAAAAGGAAUCUUGUCGUGAAACAAAGUCAUAAAAGUGAAAUUAUAUCAGAACACAAUAUUGAUGAAUGUCAUCAUUAUUACAGUUAAAGAGAUAGAAUACAAGCAAAACUGGGUUCUUUUUUUAUGAAUUCAAGAAUCCAUAAAAAUACGUUUUAGUACAUAUAACUAAAAAAAAUUUACUGGUAAAGGUAAUUCAGUAAAUUUGAAUCAAACAGUAUUUCAUAAAUAGAAAAGUUGAUGGUGUUAUUUUUGAGUGUUUUUUGAACACGCAUUCUUUUAACAACCACACAUUCUGUACAGUAGUGUUAGACUAAGAGAAACAUGAGUUGUUACUGAUUAAAAAUGUUUGUAUUUAGAUUCGUAUUCUAACAGUUGAUAUGUAAUGGUUGUUUUCUCUAUCACGGUAAUCAGAACUGCACACCAUACGUUUCACUAAACUCGAUACUUUGAGUGUGCUUGUAGAAUUUGAUAUCGGCAUCUUAAUCCUCGUUGGAAAAUUAGUUUUCUGUGAGAACAAUGUUAACUCUGUCUACGGUGAUAUGGAAAGUUUGGACUUGUUGCUGACAAAUUGUUCAGUUAAUUGUAGUUGUUGUUUUUUUCACAUUUCCAAAUCAGAAAAAAUUAUGAAAUUUGCCCUGAUAUUUCACCAAAUUCAUGAUUUUUGAAAUUAUAACGUUUGUGUUGUUUAACAAAUGUUCAUUCUGGAUUAUAAAUAAUUUUUGUUUAUUUCAUUUCAUUUUGUAGUAGUUUAUUGAUAUCCAAGUAUCUAAAUAUACUAUAUGAACUAUCUAUGUAUAAAAUCCAUUGCUUCUUAAGUUAUUACGUUAUGAAGAAAGAACUUUACAUUUCUUGUGUUCGGCAGCUUAACUUAGCACUAGCAGAUGUUUUAAGAACAACCAAAAUAUUCAAUUACCAUUACAUAACUUUGGAAAGUGGUUGUUUACAGGUGUUCGAGCAGAAAUUUAUAGUAAAAAAAUCUGUUCUUAUAGGUUUGCAGUACAACUGAAUUUAAGAACACUGUAUAAAUAGGUGCAAAAUUUUAAGGUUUUGACAGUAAGAUUGUCAAAAUAAAAGUAUGCUUGUCACUAUGCUUUUGUGCAUUCACAUUUAAUUAACGCUUCUCUGACUUUUAUAUAAGUAUAUAAUUAUAAUACACAAUUAUAUUUUAUUACAAUUUUUGGGGGGUCACCCUGGAUAUUGUACUUACUAUGGGAAAGCUUAGACUGCUAAUCAAAUACAUACAUUAAAUUGAUUUAGGAACCUCACCAAAUGUUAAAAAAAAAAAAGCUGUAGUAAAGUUAUCAUGUUCAUAGCACACCCAUUUCUACAGUCCAAUUGAAUAGAAAUCCAUAGGUGCUGUGUCCAGUAAUUUGGCUGGUAUAUAUUUGUAUGAAAUAGUAUGAAUACCUGCUUUAUUCUCCCACUGCUUGACAUAUGUGAUGGUUGAACUGACAUGUUGUGGAAGCAAUUUGUGUGGUUUUUUCUAGAUGAGUCAUUUGUAGUUAUGUUGCAUACUUUUAUUUGAAACACAUGGACUGUUUUUGUGACUUGUGGAUUCUUGUUACAAAAUGCUACACUUUGCUUACCACAUCUGGUGUAAGACUUUUUGGAGUUCUCUUUGUGGAUAGUCCUAGUUACCCCAGAUUGAUCCAUAUUCCAUUGUUUUCUACUGCCAUUAAGUACAAAGGACAUCCCCCAUCCUGGAAAUCCUAAAUACAUGAUCUGAGUGUAUGAACAUUUUGUGUUGGAAAGGGCUGUUAUAUUCCCAUCCCAAAAGCGAUCAAGUUUGGUGGCAUCACACCACCCACGAAAUGCCAAAAUGUAGUUCUGACACAUGCCAUUUCACCAUGACUAUAUCACUUGUAGUUAUCACAUGGCUUGCAUCUUUCAAAUCAUUAUAACACAUUCAACCUUCUGUAAUAAAGGUAGGGUUUGAAUUGUGCCAUACUUGAUUGCAGGAAUUGCUUUGACCGAGUGAUAUUUAUACUUGCAGUAUAACCAUAGUUAUCCACCAUUCAGUAUAUUAAUUUUAAGCAGUACAUUUUUUUAGUACGUGCAUGGGUUAUAAUCAAUACUCAGAGUUUAAAUUUUUUAACUAUCUCGGACGCUUGUGUUUUAUCGAUAUCAAUCAGAUACAAAUCUCCAAGAUUUUUUAUAAAGCUUGUGUCCAACAGUUGCCUCAUGUGGUAGUUGUCAAAUGAAAUAGCUCAGCUGCUCUUUACUCAAUAAUUUUGUAAGAUUUUUGAUGUAUUUUUUCAAAAGUUAAUGUUAGCUUUGUCCAAUACCUUUAAAAUCAGUUCACUUACCAUCAUAACCAACUAAAUAUAUCACCUGUAGACAGUAUUUCGAUCUAGUAUAUUAUCAAUAAAAAUUGGAUAUUACACCGUAUUACUGAUUUCUUCUAUAAGCUAGGCCUUGGAGUGUGUAGUAGUAUCUUUGUUGUCUGUGAGAAACUUAGAUCAAUAUAAAUAAAAGCAUUGAAUAAAAACACAACCUUAACUCAUUUGUUGAGAUUAAUUAAAGCAAAACUGAAGUUUUUGUAUCAAAUUAACUCCUAAACUUUCCAUGUUAAAAGUAAAAAGCCACAAGGUUUCUUCUGUACUAGGAGGAUUUAUUGUGAAUAAACAUGUUAGCUAGGUUUUAAAUGCUAUUAAUACGAUACAAUGUAUUCGUGAAGUACUCGAUAAUAAAGUUAGAAAUUGUUUAAAAAAAAAAAGAAUAUGAAAAUACACAUUCAUGUUGGAACCCCCUCCUCUACGGGACUUGCUGAAAAAAGUAGUUUCGAGUAAUAUAAGCUCUCGUCUACCAGCUAGGUUCUUCCCUAUUUGUAGAUUACCGAAGUAGGACAAAUGCUAGGAUUACUCUGUCUAUAAAGGAACAUCUUCUUAGCUUGUUUACUUAAUUGUUGUUAAAACACGUAUGGUUUACGACUUUAUCAUUUAGAAGUUGUACUUGAAAGUAUACUAGCUUUUUAUUCUUUUAAUCAGCUAGCACACAUGUCGGGUCUUUAUUAGGCUAUGACUUGUGCUGGCAGGUAUAAAGUUAUUUCGAAAAGAAUUUCACAAAUCAUGUGUAAUAUCUUGAGAUAAAUGAUAAAAUACAUGUUUGUAAUCCCACGUAUAAUUAACCUGCAUCCUUGUUGUUACAUUAAUUAAAGAAAUGAAGUUUUUGAUAUGUGGGGGAGACUUUCGGAAGAACGUACCUGUAUAGAACACACUAAGCACUCAAGAAAACCAAAACGAUGAUUAUUAAAAUGUACCUGAUAUUUUUCUUUUAACGUGAUCAAGAACCUUACGUUUCUUGACGAUUAUGAAUUAUCUUUAAUGUUUAAUGCAGGUUUGUGUAGACAGUCUCCUUGCUGUGAUUUGGCAUUUCCCCUCCAAACCAGAUUGAGACAUUUAAACUUUUACUUAAAGAAGAUCCCUUUUAUGUUUCCUAAAUAUUUCGAGAAAAAUGUGUCAUUUGUAAUUUCUUUUGUAUCAGGUAUACUUUGGAGAGAAGAUACUUUUGCCAGACAUUAAUUAGAAAUAUUUGGUUAAAUGAUUAAUAGAGUAGAGCUCAUUUAAGCUACUAUUAUACCAUGUUUCUAACAGACAGAAUCUUGUAUAAUGUGGAGUAAAAGGAGUUAAUUUUUUGUUACUUCAACGUAUGGAAACAACAAACUUAAUUAGACGCUUACUGUUAAGUUUUUUUAUAUUUGAUUAUUAGAUGUGUCAGAGAUUUUACAUGUUGUUGUCUGUUUUACUUGUCAUUGUUGGUUUAUAUAUAUAUAAAACUGUUUAAGGAAUACUGUAAA